CUGCAUUUCUCUGUAUCUUUUAACAAAAUGAAACAACAAAUUUCUUCAUUUACAAUAUGAUAUCAUAAUAUAUGAAACAACAUUAACAUCAUAAUAUAUGAAACUUUAAUCAUGAGCAAAGAGAAGGCAUUGAGAGCCAAUGUAGUUUGCACAUCAUUCAAUCAGAUCAAUUCGAAAGGUUUUUACAUCGGAGAUGAUCCUCUUGAUUAUGCUGUUCCUUCUCUGUUAUUGCAGCUAUCUCUCAUCUCCAUUUUCACUCGUAUUCUCCAAUCACUUCUUAAGCCUCUUGGACAACCCCUCAUUGUUUCUCAGAUUCUUGGUGGAGUGAUACUCGGUCCAUCGGCCAUUGGGAAAAAUGGAGAACUUUCAUCUAAAGUUUUUCCUACUAAAGGCAGAUCAGUACUGGAUACACUAUCGGUUUUCGGUUUCAUGCUUUUCAUUUUUCAGAUUGGAGUCAAGAUAGAUCUCAGUAUAGUUUUAAAAUCUAGUAAAAAAGCUUUAGCUGUAGGAAUUUUGGUUUUUUUUGUUCCGUUUGGACUCGCCAGCUUCACUGUGUUUCUUCUUGAAAAGUUCGUAUCUUUGGAUCCAGAACUCAUCAUGCUACUUUCAAGGGUAGUAAUUCUUCAAUCUAUGACAGCUUAUCCUGGCAUUGCUUGCUUUCUUGAUGAACUGAAGAUUCUUAACUCGGAAAUGGGACGAUUAGCUUCUUCAUCUUCGAUUAUAUGUGAUAUUUGUCACUGGACUAUUUUAAGUCUAAAGUAUGCUCUAGGGUUAGCUAAGGCAAAAUCAGCGAGAGUAACGCUGGGAUCAUUGGGGUCUAUUGGUCUUUAUAUCAUUGUUAUCGCGUUUGGAAUCCGACCAGCAAUUAUGUGGGCAAUCAGGCAAACUCCAGAGGGGAAACCUAUCAAAAAUGUCUAUGUUCUUAUUGUCCUUGUUCUGCUAUUAUGGUGUGGUUUCACUGGUGAAGUGAUUGGCCUUAGUUCUAUUGUGGCUUGUUUUCUUUUUGGACUGUUUGUACCAGACGGACCGCCAUUAGGUGCUGCAAUAGUUGAAAGACUCGAUUGCUUUGUGUCCGUAUUGCUUAUGCCCCCGUUUUUCACCAUUUGUGGAUUGCAAAUGAAUGUUUUUUCGAUAGUGAGGCUGAAAUAUUUAGGAGUGCUGCAGUUGGUUGUGUUAGUUGCUUUUAUCGGAAAGACCGUUGGAACAAUAUUGCCCCUUCUUUUAUGGAGAGUACCACUACGCGACGCCUUCUCUCUUGCUUUGAUCAUGAACUCCAAAGGCAUUAUGGAACUCGCUUUCUUGAAUGACUUCAAAAAGAACAAAGACAUGUCUGAAGAAAACUAUACAAUCAUGUUAAUCUCAGUGGUUGUUAUAACAGGAGUUGUAUCACCUCUUGUUAAGGUUCUAUAUGACCCUUCAAGUAAGUACAUUGCCUACAAGAGGAGGACAAUAAUGCAUAGCAGAGAAAAAGAUGAAUUUCGUAUACUUGCUUGUAUACACAGCCAAGAAAAUGUUCGCGCAGUCAUCAGUUUACUUCAAGUCUCGAAUCCUACAAAAGAAAGUUGUAUUAAUCUAGUAGUUCUUCAUCUUACUAAGCUAACGGGCCGUGCCUCCUCAGUUCUCAUAGCCCAUCAAAAGCGUGACAGGCCAUCAACAAAUCCAACACAAUCUGAAAGAAUCUUCAAUAUUUUCGAAAAACUUGAGCAACAAAACAGUGACCUCAUUAUGGUACAUUGCUACAAAGGAGUCUCACCAUAUGUAACAAUGCACAAUGAUGUUUGUUCCCUUGCUUUAGAAAAGAGAACAACUCUUAUCAUUGUCCCUUUUCACAAGCAUUGGAUGUGUGAGAAAAGAAUCGAAACAUCCUAUGCAUAUCGACAUCUAAACAAGAAUGUACUUGAGAAAUCUCCUUGUUCAGUCGGGAUACUGAUUGAUCGAUGCAAAAAAAAAUCUCGUUAUGCAAUCACAGUACCAUCAUUAUAUAGAGUCGUGGUACUAUUUUUUGGCGGAGCAGAUGAUCGCGAAGCUUUGUCAUAUGCAGAAAGAAUGUCCAAACAUCCUAGUGUGAAAAUGACAUUCAUACGUUUCACCAGAUCAGGUAAUGCAUUUGAAAAUGUUGUUGGUGGAUCGGAGAGAAGUAAGGUUCUUGAUUCACAAAUCUUGAAUGAAUUCAAUCUCCAAUACCUUCAUUCAGAACAAGUUUCUUAUCAAGAAGCAGAGGUGAAAAGAGGCGCGGACGUGUUAGAAGUUAUUAAAUCUUUGGGACGUUUUUAUGAUCUUGUUAUGGUUGGUAAACGUCACGUAGACUCACCAAUAUUGUUGCAAUUGACAAAGAGGACUGAUGAGGAUGGUGAAUUAGGUAUUGUAGGAGGCAUUCUUGUCGCCUCAGAUUUUGAAAGUGAGACUUCAGUUUUGGUGGUGCAGCAACAAACCAGAUUAUGGGGACUUCAUGAUCCUGAAGAGUCUACACAUUUGAGAAGGAUAAACUAAUUAUAGUUGUAUAGACGUAUGUCGCUCUGACUCAUCAAAAAUGUCAAUGGAUGUGUGUUACAUCCUGAAGAGUCUACACAUUUGAGAAGGAUAAACUAAUUAUUGUAGUUGUAUAGACAUGUUGCUCUGACUCAUCAAAAAUAUCAACGGGUACGUGUUAGA
Molecule: messenger RNA, 2652 nt
Organism: Capsicum annuum
Lineage: Eukaryota; Viridiplantae; Streptophyta; Magnoliopsida; Solanales; Solanaceae
Product: cation/H(+) antiporter 15-like
Exons: 3
Coding region: 112-2490 (792 amino acids)
Biological process (GO): regulation of pH; proton transmembrane transport
Cellular component (GO): endomembrane system; membrane
Molecular function (GO): antiporter activity
Source: RefSeq, a predicted model, not a curated record